AAAUGAUUAGUUGUGGUCUCUGUCAAUUAUACAUGAACCUGAUAAAUUAUACCGACGAUUGGUUGUCUUUGGUGAACACACGAUCAAUAUGAAUUCGAAAAUCUUCGAUGUGAACAGUCCGUUUACACGUACGAGUAAAAGGCAAUAGAAUUUAUUUAAUUGUGUACCAUAAAAUCAACCAUUUGGCGGGCGGUCGUAGAAGACGGACUAGAUGGCGCCACGCAUACGUGACAUAAUGAUAACCGUGUUUUUCAUUAUCGAUUAUUUACUAGUUGUUUACAGUCGCGUUAUCCGGCACCGGAACAUUGUAUGAAGACGCGUAGCUCUCGUUGGCCAUCUUACUAUUCUUGUUUAUCUCAGAACUUCGCUCCGUAAGUCGUUGCCGCAGCCAGCGUUCCUAAUUCCUGGCUGUCCGCCGUUCGAGUACCACAACAGCGGUUUACCAGUGUGCCGACCGUGUGUAGUAUGAUGUCUCGGUCAGUGCGUGCGGAGACCAGGAGCAGGGCCAAAGAUGACAUCAAGAGAGUCAUGCAAGUCGUGGACAAGGUCCGCCGAUGGGAGAAGAAAUGGGUAACAAUUGGAGAGACUACAAUGAAAAUAUACAAAUGGGUCCCUAUAAUCUCCAAUGAUCAGAAAAAGAAAUCUAAAGAACAUUCACAUGCAAACAAAGAGAACAUAUUGGGCAAAAGACCUUCAGAACCAACUCAUUCUAACUUUACAAUUGCUGAUGACUCAAAUACAUCAUUUUCAGUCAGUGAUUCCCACUCACAAGAGCCAACAGAAUUUGCAGCCCAAUUGGGUUUUUCUGAAGACUCAAAUUCACAGAGUAGUGAACCACCACCAGCCAAACAAAUAAAAACUGAAUGAUUUUUCCUUUUUGACUAACCCUCUUAUUAUUUUUUUUAAUUUGACUGUCUUUUGUAACAUUUUCCCUGUAAAAAAACGCAUUAUUACCUACCUC
Sipha flava (yellow sugarcane aphid) is the source of this 961-nucleotide messenger RNA. It is a transcript of the gene BCL7-like, whose product is annotated as B-cell CLL/lymphoma 7 protein family member B-A. The transcript has 4 exons. The record is from RefSeq and is a predicted model, not a curated record. Bases 466 to 867 code for a protein of 133 amino acids. NCBI's taxonomy places the organism in Eukaryota, Metazoa, Arthropoda, Insecta, Hemiptera, Aphididae.